Molecule: messenger RNA, 1470 nt
Organism: Symbiodinium pilosum
Lineage: Eukaryota; Dinophyceae; Suessiales; Symbiodiniaceae
Source: the annotation of a GenBank genome assembly
AUGGCUUCCGAGCCUUUUGCUACGCUCCAACGUCAGCCGGUGUGUGCCUUCUACUUCUUGCAAGCUUCCACGCUACUGGCUCUAUGGCUGGCUGUUAAGGCAGGUAGUGGGGUCGACUUCUUUCAGUUGAGCGAGGGCUUGGCAAACACUGCGCUGCAGCCGUCCUGGAUGCCUCGGAACAUCUUCCUGGGCCUUGUGUCCAAAUGGGUGUAUAGGCCAGCUGCCUAUGGUACCAUUCCACUUUUCUUUCUGGCCAGCUUCGUCGAGGCCAGUCCGCACGCAGCUGCCUGGGUGGUGCGACUUCUUUGCGCUCUGGCUGUAACCAUCUUUCAGCUGGGGGACAGCUGUCGGACCACCAGCCAUCGCGACUACCUGAUGGUAUACAUCUGCUGGGCUUUGGUCGUGGGGCUAAAUGCACAAGCUGUGGCCUAUGGCCUUUGCGUGCUCUACAUUCUGGGAAGUGGCCUGUCCAAGGUCAUUAUUGGAGGCUGCCGCCACUGGAUCUCCCCAUCCACGAUGAGAGCCAUCCUCCAGACUUUUGCGCAGAAGACCCCAAAGCAGGGUGGGCCCAUUCUGGGCUUUGCAAACCGCUUUAUUUGCCGCAGUGAUCUCCUUUGCGCCCUUUUGGGAUUGGCAACGUUGGUUUUCGAAUGCAUGGUUGCCCCCAGCGCCUUCUUUCUUCCGUUGCCCUGGCGCUUUCCAGUCGUUGGCAUGGGUAUGAUCAUCUUGCACCUAGGCAUUGGUGCAGUGCAGAGUGGGGCCAUUGGCGCCUUCUUCUUACCCAAUGUGGCAGCCUAUGUAGUGGGCUUUGGCGACUUUGGACCUGCGGAGCAUAGUACUGUUUGGUCAGAUUGUUCUCCAACUAACCUCGACAUGUUCUCUCCUGGGUGGUACCUCGCUAUGGCUGUGUGCUUCUUGCCGUUACUGGCUGCAAGCCUCCGCCCCACGCGGCUGAUCCCGGAGGAUUGGCCCUGGACGCCCUUUGCGCUCUUCCCAUGGAAUGCAGCCCAGUGGCGCUUCCUUCACGACUCCUUUGUGACGGGUGAUACUAGGCUGGUCGUCCUCUCCGAGUGCCCAUCCAAGCCAGAGCUCAAAGGUCUUCGUGUCAUCCCUAUUGAGCACCGCUCGGAUGUCCCUCUGAUGCAGCGCAGCAUUCGGCCUCAGAAUGAGGAAGCUGUACUCUAUGAUCUCUGGAGCCGCACCCUUGGCAUCACCACGUACCAGGACGAGCUGCUGGUGGGUGCUUUGCGAAACAGAUUUUAUGGUCAGUUGGCACAACCAUUGCUGGAAGGUGGGGUUCCGCAGUCUGGAGAAGCUGCUCGUCUCUAUGCGCUGAAGAGCAUCGUUGAUUUGACUUCCAAAUUCCUGAUCGAGACACAGCGCGUAGUCGAGCUAUCAACAGGCAUGCCUCUUACGCAAUGUUGCCUGGUGCGAGUCAACUCGAGUAAUGAGGUGCUGGAAGUGAUCAUC